Messenger RNA from Aspergillus aculeatus ATCC 16872, 1632 nucleotides. RefSeq names its product MDR family MFS transporter. Lineage: Eukaryota; Fungi; Ascomycota; Eurotiomycetes; Eurotiales; Aspergillaceae. The record is from RefSeq and is a predicted model, not a curated record. Gene Ontology annotation, molecular function: transmembrane transporter activity. Gene Ontology annotation, biological process: transmembrane transport. Bases 1 to 1632 code for a protein of 543 amino acids. The transcript has 5 exons.
AUGUCCCCACCGGAGGCAAACGAACCAGUAAUUCCCUAUCAGUCUCAAGAAGCCGAGGUAGGGGUCACAAUCGAGCUGGUCAAGCUCCCCAAACUGCUUUUCGUCGCGAUCGUCCUGUGCUUGGCCACUGUGUGCGUCGCAGUAGACAACACCAUACUAUCCACUGCGGUCCCUCAAAUCACCGACGCUUUCGACAGUAUUGACGAUGUGGGCUGGUAUGCAGCAAUAUACCCCUUAACCUCGUGUGCAUUCCAGCCGUUCUUCGGCAAGGUCUAUUCGCUUUUUUCCAACAAAGUUGUCUUUCUGGCCGCACUACUGGUCUUCGAGGUCGGGAGCGCUAUUUGCGCUACAGCACUGAACUCCAAUAUCUUUAUCCUUGGACGAGCUCUGGCAGGGCUGGGGUCCGCUGGGAUCUCUGCCGGCACAACCCUGAUUCUGGCCGAGUGCGUCCCGCUGGCACGGCGACCGACAUGGAAUAGCAUCAUCGGCAGUACCUUUGCGCUCGGGAGUGUCGCUGGACCUCUGCUGGGCGGAGCCUUCACCGAGAAAACAACCUGGCGUUGGUGUUUCUACAUCAAUCUGCCCAUCGGGGGCGUAGUCAUGCUCUUCGUGACAUUCUUCUAUCAGAGCAAUUCGAGUACUACACGAGCCUCGACUGGACUAUACAGCCGGAUUGCCCGAUUCGACGUUGGCGGCACCAUCACCUUAAUUCUCGCCACGAUUUGCCUUCUCCUCGCGCUCUCCUGGGGCGGAACGAAAUAUGCCUGGGACGACACCUAUAUCAUUGUUCUGCUAACAGUGUCCGGGAUUCUCUUCUGCGUGUUCGCCGGCAUUGAGCGAUGGAUGCAAGAUAGCGCUGUUAUCCCCUUACGAUUGCUACGCAGGCGAAGCAUGGGUGCUGCGAUCCUGUUCAGUCUCUGUCUUGGGGGUGUUUUCUUUGUCAACGUUUAUUAUAUACCACUCUGGUUCCAACUAGUUGACGGAAUCUCAGUCGUCGACUCGUCCAUCAUGUUCAUCCCGUUCAUGUGCAGUGUCGUCGGCGGGUUUGUAUGUGCCGGCUUCGGAACCGCCGCCACAGGAUACUACACGCCGUUCGUCUACGGAGGCUCGAUCCUCAUGUCGGUCGGGACGGGUCUGAUCGCGACGGUACGCCCGCACCAGACCCCGCGCGCCCGCUGGAUCGGGUAUCAGAUCCUGUGCGGCGCCGGCAUCGGUCUGGGCGAAGAGCAAGGCCUCUACAUGGUGCAGACCACUCUUCCCGAAGAGGAUGUCGCCACGGGUCUCGGGAUCGUCCUCUUCGCGCAGACGUUUGGGGGUGCCGUCUUCGUGUCCGUGGCGCAGGCGGUGUUUCUGGAACAUAUCACCGCAGCCCUGCGGACGCUUGCGCCCGAUGUGGACCCUUACUCGGUGCUAGGGGGCGCGUCGACGGCUACGUCUCCCGCGCUGCAGAGUGUGUAUGCCGUGGCGAUUAAAGAUGCGCUGCGUGUGGGGCUGGUUCUAGCCACCGUGUCGAGCCUGGGGGCUCUGCUGUAUGACUGGCACAGUCUGAAGAGGAAAGGUGAGGAUGGGAGUAGCAGUGGUCAUGAGCUGGCGUUUGUAGCACAAGGUUCGGAUGGAGGACAGGGGAAAUAA